Xenopus tropicalis (tropical clawed frog) is the source of this 3832-nucleotide messenger RNA. It is a transcript of the gene suds3, whose product is annotated as SDS3 homolog, SIN3A corepressor complex component. The transcript has 12 exons. Bases 400 to 1371 code for a protein of 323 amino acids. Gene Ontology annotation, cellular component: nucleoplasm; nucleus. Lineage: Eukaryota; Metazoa; Chordata; Amphibia; Anura; Pipidae. The record is from RefSeq and is a predicted model, not a curated record.
AACAGAGCCAGACUCGGCCUAUGGAGUCAGGGCAAUGCCUGUAGCGGGACGUAUCAUACAUAUAGCAAUACUCUCCUAUAAAGGCUCAGAUUAUUUUUAUGCAACUGGUGACAUCAUUUUUGCGCACAAGUGUUUGCUUUCCGCUCUUAUAAUGCGCCGCGCUCCCCGUUCGGCCUAUGUUUAUUAUCAGGCAGGGUACGGGGCAGCUUGUGAGGAAGUAGCGCUAUUGGAAGCCUGAGAGGACCCCGUUGCCGUGCGGCGCUUGUUGGUUCAUUGAUGGGAGGCGGGUCUCCCGGGUAUGGGAAGCGGAGUGCUGUGUUGAUUCGGUACCGAUAGGAUUUACGGCUGCGUUACUGGGUGUAAGUGUGUUCGGCUUACUGCUACCCCUGUGAAAAGAAAAUGUCCUCGGCUGGUGUGUUGUCUCCUGCCGCCGCGGCGGCGGCACCUGAUUACUACGAGGAGGACGAGCUGGAAAGUGUGGAGGAAGAAGAUGACCGAAGCUUCAGGGGCAGGGAGUCUGAUGAAGAUACAGAAGACGCCAGUGAGACUGACAUUGCAAAACAUGACAAUGUUGACUAUGUGGAAAUGAAAGAACAGAUGUAUCAAGACAAACUGGCUUCUUUGAAGAGACAACUACAGCAGCUUCAAGAAGGUACCCUACAAGAGUACCAGAAGCGACUGAAAAAGCUAGAUCAACAGUACAAAGAGAGAAUACGAAAUGCUGAGCUUUUCCUGCAGCUAGAGACUGAGCAGGUAGAAAGAAAUUACAUCAAGGAGAAGAAAGCAGCUGUUAAGGAGUUUGAAGAUAAGAAAAUUGAACUAAAGGAAAACUUAAUUGCAGAGCUUGAAGAAAAGAAGAAAAUGAUUGAAAAUGAGAAGUUAACAAUGGAAUUGACUGGAGAUUCCAUGGAAGUGAAGCCUAUUAUGACACGUAAAUUACGAAGAAGGCCGAAUGAUCCAGUGCCAAUUCCAGACAAAAGAAGAAAACCUGCUCCUGCCCAGCUAAAUUAUCUGCUAACAGAUGAACAAAUCAUGGAGGAUUUACGAAUCUUAAACAAGUUAAAAUCUCCUAAGAGACCUGUAUCACCCUCAAGUCCAGAACACCUUCCAACCACACAGGCUGAAUCCCCUGCCCAACGAUUUGAAGCUCGGAUAGAAGAUGGAAAGCUGUACUAUGAUAAAAGAUGGUACCACAAGAGCCAAGCCAUCUAUCUGGAAUCUAAGGACAAUACCAAAAUCAGCUGUGUCAUCAGUUCUGUGGGAAAUAAUGAGAUUUGGGUAAGAAAGAGCAGUGACAGCACAAAAGUAAGAAUUUACCUGGGCCAGUUACAGAAGGGCUUGUUUGUGAUCAGAAGACGCUCAGCAGCGUGAUAUGCAUGACUCUUAAAGAGAAUGUUGCACCCAAUUAACAUCCACUAUCACUGGCAAAACAGAUAUCAGUGAACAUUGAAGUAUUGGGUCAUGAAUUGACCAUGGCAGUCCUUUGAUAGAACCAUUUUGCGGUCAUCCUGGAUUUGAUGAGUACAUUCUCAUGACUUUCUGUGAUUCCUUGGAAGUAAGCAGAGAAUGAUCUUUAAAUAAUCCUUCCCCAAAACCAUCUUCAGCAAUCAUUGUGGCUUACCACUGCUAAAGCCACCAACACGCCUUCACCUCCAAGAUGAUAUGCAUUGAAAUUCUAAGAGCUACAGAAAUGGUGGCUGCCAUUAUUGGUGCAGCUUUGCAUGAUUAUUUAAAGGAGAGGGCCAGUCUGUUACUUUUAGUUUUGAGCCAAAUGUUUAACUUUUCACUUUUAAACAUGCUAAACUUUUAAAGCAAACCACGACAAAGGCCAAGACUCCAUAAUGUAUUAAUGAGUACAAGGUUGCUGUAUUUGCAGUUAUCCCAGCUUUUUGUUUUAGGGCGAUGGCACACCAGAUAUUUUGACCUUUCUCAGGGUGAACCAUGCCAGCUAAAACUUCUUUUCCAUGCCUCCUGUCAUCUUACUAUUCACAUGAACGGGGGAAUACACUGCUUGGGGCAAAUGGCGAUGCUGUCAAGGAGUUAUCAUUGGGGAAUUGCCAAAUGAUCCAAUCCCCACCUGACAAUGCCUAGGUUUGCAAAAAGUAGCAGGUUUCCCUUUGCUUUGAAUGGAACAUACCCGCACUCAAGAAAGGACUUGUGACUGGCAUGAUUGUUCCUGAGAACAGUGGAGUAGUUAGAACACCUGGUGUGCUACAUACCAUGUUAUAGGUACACUGACAAAUGUUUUCUCUGUAUAGGAGUAACAGGCAAUUUAUUGGCAUAAGCUUAGGGAAGAUCAAAUUACCAUUAUGUAAUUUUUUAGACUAGACAAGCAUUAGUAAUCUAGUAUAUCCAACGCAUUGUUUUAAAGGAAACUUCAGAUCCAUGCAGCAGACACGGCCAGACAGAUGUCCUUAUUGCACAACAUCUCAGUUAAGCUAAGGGGCACAAUUAUCAAAUAGUAAAACUAGAGUUUGCCACACUAAAAUCCCGCCAAUCUCUAUUUGUUAGAUUUAUGAGAGCAUAUUUUAUCAUUACAUGAAAAUGAGAGUUCAUCCCUUGAUAAACGCACUUUAAAAUUAGAAAUGAAUGGAUAAUGGCGGAGUUUUACUGCAGUGAGCUCUAAUUUCACUCUUUGAUAAAUAUGCCCCAAAAUAUCUCAGGAACUAAGUACAUUUUAUGUUUUUAAUUUUGCUCUCUUCUAGGAUUCUUGGCUUUUAUAUAUUUCAAUGCAAAUUACUUUAAUUAUUAUACUAGACUUUACUGAAAAUGCUGCAUAAUUCCCAUGCUGUCCUGUUUUAUAGACUCUCAGUAUAUCAGUGUUUGUGCCGCUAUAAAUUGGUUACACAUUACCAAGUGUUGCACCAAUCAUAACUAAAACACUGCUGAAGAUUGCCAGCUAAGUUGGCCUUAUUCCCACUGGAACCUGGGAAAGUAGAGGAUUUCUUUGAUUCAAAAUUUGUCAAUAGUCAUUAAUGCUAAUGACCAGUCUUUGUCUUUAAAGAGACUCACAACAAUUUAGCGACUUGUAAGAAAUUCAGUUUCUGUGGAUUUGUAUGAGUUAUUAUCUUUUUUUUUUUUUUUUUAUAGUUUAUAUCUCUGCAUUACACUUGUUAACUGCAAAUUUAAAAAAUUAAAUAUGUGCAUUGUUUGAGUUUCUACCUUGAGCCUAUCGUUGUACUGUUAAGCUGGCCAUACAAGAGCAGUAAUUGUAGUCCCAUUUUGCUCCUAUAAGGGGGCUUCUCAGGAGCUUGAUGCCACUGAGUGAGCCAGCCAGGGAAUAAAUAACAACUUAUUCCCUUUUAAUCCAUUAAUUUGACCAGAUCAGUUCAUUUUUUCUGUCUACAUGUGAGGCCACAUUACAUAACAUCAGUGUGUCCAAGAUGAUAACAAAUCCGCCUUGGCCUUUGUACAGCUUCUCAGCAUGGCUUUAAAUUCAGAUCAGUAAAGAAUGCUGGUGACAUUGGCCUGUCUAAAUUCUGCUCAGGUGUUGGCAACUGACCCAAAGGGGGGUCCAAGCAGGCAGGAGAUUACUGUAUGUAUUAGCCCCUGAAUGGUAGUGCAAUACUGCUAUCACUUAGAAUCUUGGUAGGUAAAACUGGCCUUAGUGGUUGGCUUAGAAAUCAAUCCGUUGCCCACUGCUUCACAAGAAUCGCUGAACAGAAUGCUUCCUUAGGAAACUGUUGUCUGCCUUUUUCUUAAUGUUGUGUAAUAUAAUAAACAAAGGCACUGACCAUUUUUGUUAAUUUUCUUGCGUUAGAGUGGUUUUUCAGUAGUAACUGAAUAUCAAGAAAAAUAUGACUUUUAAAUCCUUUAUAUUAAUAAAGUUUAC